UCCUGCAGUUUAAUACAGAAUAAUGGUGCAGCUCUGCGGCCGAGGCUGAAUCACCCCGAACUGAGCAAGCAACGGGCUCCCAGUCGCCAUGGCCAGGCUCCUCGUCACCUGCUGCCUGGUGGCCCUGCUCCUCGGCGCCUGGACCGACGUCGCCUUCUCCAAGAAGGGCAAAGGCAAACCCAGCGGAGGCGGCUGGGGCACGGGGAGCCACCGCCAGCCCAGCUACCCCCGCCAGCCUAGCUACCCCCAAAAUCCCGGCUAUCCCCAUAAUCCAGGCUACCCCCAACCCGGGUACCCCCACAACCCGGGGUACCCCCACAACCCGGGGUGGGGACAGGGUUACAACCCAGCCAGCGGAGGAAGCUACCACAACCAAAAGCCAUGGAAACCCCCCAAAUCCAAGACCAACUUCAAGCACGUGGCCGGGGCGGCGGCGGCGGGUGCCGUGGUGGGAGGUUUGGGGGGCUACGCCAUGGGACGCGUCAUGUCGGGGAUGCACUAUCGCUUCGACAGCCCUGAUGAGUACCGAUGGUGGAAUGAAAAUUCGGCGCGUUACCCCAACCAGGUUUACUACCGGGAUUACAGCAGCCCCGUCUCGCAGGACAUCUUCGUCGCCGACUGCUUUAACAUCACGGUGACCGAAUACAACAUCGGACCCGCCGCCAAGAAGAACACCUCGGAGGCUGGUCCGGCGGUGAACCAAACGGAGACGGAGCUGGAGACCAAGGUGGUGACGAAGGUGAUCCGGGAGAUGUGCAUCCAGCAGUACCGCGAGUACCGCCUGGCCUCCGGCAUCCGGCUGCAUCUCGCCGACGCCUCCCUCGCCGCCCUCCUCCUCCUCACCCUCUUCGCCAUGCACUGAUGCGCCCCGGAUCCCACGGCUUUGAGAUGUCACCCGUGUCCCCAUGGGGACCCCCUGAGCCCCCCCCGUUCUUGCUUGCGGUCAUCUUUGGUGAAGAGCCCUUGGGGCGCACGGGUACCGACGCUCCCAUCACCUCCCCGGAGGCUCUGGUUUAGGCAACCGGAUGAAAAUUUCCUUCUCCACCCCAAAAGCGUCCCUGGCGUGGCAGGACAGUGAUGGAGCUGGAUGCUCGAAAAAAUGGCCUUCACCACCUCCUCCUCCUCCUCCUCGGGGCCACCCUGAGAGGGACUGGGCAGAGAGGAGCUCACCCGGUCCUUGGCAUCCCUGCAAGAGCGUUUCCGAAAAUCCUCUUCGCUAACAAGCGGGGUUUUACCUAACCCCCUUAGUCCCGCUGCCACCAAACCCCCUUUCCCCGGGGCACACCGCAGCGUUGCACCCAAGCACCUAUAUACCCCACAGGGGUUUUAGGAGGGUCAGAUAUGGGUUUUUCAAGCAACAAGCUGCCAGGUUGCGAUUUUAACCCUUUAAUCCUAAAACCUACCCUUCCUCCUGUACAUAAGGACCAGCCCGCUCCGCACCUUGCAUGCUGCAAAUACCUCCUGCAGCAGUACACAAAAAUAAAGUGAUUUUUUUCUUUCCCCCCCGCAGCGAGGCUGAAGCCCCGGCCGGGUUUCGGUUGACCCCCGCGCCGCUUUGCUUUUGGUUGAGCCUCGCUGUCUUUCUUAGCCUGUCUAAAGGCAAAAAGUGCUGCUGAACACCCAAAAAACCCCCAAAGCGGUAACGCUUGGUGUGUUACAGCCCGAGAAAAAGCUAUUUUGGAUGCGCUAUAGGUGACAAGUCACGCUCACACUUCGGCACCUUGACCUAAAGGAUGUUAAAAUACAGCAAAAAGGAUGCUCGGCGGGGGGUCAAACACGUAGCAAGAGACUUAAAUCAGCUAAAUCGGAUGGUUAUGGCAAAGAGCAUCAGGAAAACCAAGCCUGAGGGAUGGGAGAUGCUUAAAAACCCCCACUUUUUGCAAGUAAUUUGUGGAAGUGGCGGUUGAAAUUCUUGCUUCUUGUGUUUGGGGCGAUGCUGGGUUGUGUAUAACCUGUAGCAUCUGUAAAGCCGCGCUUGUCGAACCGGUCGCCCCGAGUUAGAUUUAAUAUCUUUCGUGUAUUUUUUUUUGCAAGGCACUGAAUGACACCGUCCUAAAUGAUUUUUCGCAUCGGUGUAAGCUAAGUGAAGAUAGAGAGAGAGAUAUAUAUAUAUAUAUAUUAAAAACUAUAGAGAAAAGAAAUCUUUCAAGAUAUUCACCGGAAAAGCAGGGCUUUGAGGUAACUCGUACUUUGUGAUAUGCGAAUGUUUUGUAAAUCCGUAACCGUGCAUGCACAAAAUUCGCCGUUCCGAUACUUUUCUAAGUGUUCGACGUCUGGUACAAAUUAAAACGGAUAAAGCCAAGAUGCACGUCAGCCUCCUUCGUGCAAACAGCUCUCGCCCAGCCCCGCAGCGCCGCAGACAGAAGUGGCAUUUUUCGCCCUGUCUGUCCCUGCCUCCCCAGCCUGUGGGCGCCUUUGUUCCCUUUCAGCACUAAAUUUGGCCUAAAAACCACAAUUUCAGUUAACCUUUUCUCCUCCCCUGCUCCCACUAACGGUAUCGCUACCAUCCAACACAUAUUCUCUAAUAAAGCCAAUGCGCUGGUUGGGGCCAGGGAUUUCUUCUCCCCACAGAAAGUCAACACCCAUUUAUACCUUGUAUUUACUCCACCUAUUUUCUGUCUAAUAAAAGAGUUUUUACA
This is a messenger RNA of Gymnogyps californianus (California condor), 2639 nucleotides long. RefSeq names its product prion protein (gene PRNP). The record is from RefSeq and is a predicted model, not a curated record. Gene Ontology annotation, cellular component: membrane. Gene Ontology annotation, biological process: protein homooligomerization. NCBI's taxonomy places the organism in Eukaryota, Metazoa, Chordata, Aves, Accipitriformes, Cathartidae.